This is a messenger RNA of Phlebotomus argentipes, 1631 nucleotides long. It is a transcript of the gene Kdm4A, whose product is annotated as probable lysine-specific demethylase 4A. Bases 96 to 1391 code for a protein of 431 amino acids. Gene Ontology annotation, cellular component: nucleus. The transcript is spliced from 3 exons. NCBI's taxonomy places the organism in Eukaryota, Metazoa, Arthropoda, Insecta, Diptera, Psychodidae. The record is from RefSeq and is a predicted model, not a curated record. Gene Ontology annotation, molecular function: histone H3K9 demethylase activity; histone H3K36 demethylase activity. Gene Ontology annotation, biological process: chromatin remodeling.
UUUUGUCCCGUCAAAGUGUUUACAUUUUUCUCGAUGUUUUGACCACCGUUUUCCGCACUUUUCUCCCUGAUCGAGAGUACAAACACACUCAGAAAAUGCAGAGAACGGAGCCCCGAAUAAUGGUAUUCAUGCCGACGUGGGAGGAGUUUAAGGAUUUCCCCGGAUAUAUUGAAUAUAUGGAGUCAAAAGGAGCCCACAAUGCAGGCUUGGCAAAGAUUAUUCCGCCACCCGAGUGGGUGCCCAGGAAGGCGGGCUACAACCUGGAUGACAUCAAUCUCACAAUUCCCGCGCCAAUCUCGCAGGAAGUGAAGGGCAUGCAGGGACUCUAUCAGCAGUUCAAUUUGCAGAGGCGCUCCAUGACGGUGAAGCAGUUCUACGAAUUGGCCAUGUCGGAGCGCUACAUUACACCCAAGUACUUUGACUAUGCUGACCUGGAGAGAAAGUACUGGAAGAAUGUCACAUACAUUGCGCCCAUUUACGGAGCAGACGUUUCCGGAUCACUCACAGAUCCGGACGUGAAGGAGUGGAAUAUUAACAGUUUGGGCACUAUUCUGGAUUACGUGAACAAGGACUAUGGGAUCUCAAUUUCGGGCGUAAACACAGCCUAUCUGUACUUUGGAAUGUGGAAGACUUCCUUUGCCUGGCACACUGAGGACAUGGACCUCUAUUCCAUCAAUUACUUGCACUUCGGCGCACCCAAGACUUGGUAUGCCAUCCCGCCAAAAUACGGCCGAAGGCUGGAGAAGCUGGCCAACUCCACAUUUGCCGACAAUUACAAAGCAUGCCCGGCUUUCCUUCGUCACAAGAUGACGCUUAUCAGUCCUCAGAUUUUGCGUCAGAAUAAGAUUCCCUUCAACAAGAUCACACAGGAGCCAGGGGAAAUCAUGGUCACGUUCCCGUUUGGAUAUCACGCGGGUUUCAACCACGGCUUCAACUGUGCCGAAUCCACGAAUUUCGCCUCGCCGCGAUGGGUGGAAUACGGGAAGAGAGCAAGUCAGUGCCACUGUCGCAGUGACAUGGUCAAGAUCUCCAUGGACACGUUCGUAAGGCGUUUUCAGCCUGAACGCUAUGAGAAGUGGCUCCUAGGCAUGGACAUUGGCAGUCAUCCUGAAGAGCCGGACAAGGUUAGCGCUGCCCCACCGCCUAGUUUCUCCUAUAACAGACUAGAAGAGACGCAGACAGAGGCUGAGGAAGAGGGGAAGCCUGAGCAGAAGGAGGAGGUGAAUGAUCCAGAUCCAGAAGAGAGCGAGGAGGCAAAGAGAGAAAAGGAAUUGAAGAGAUGCUGGGAGAAGUUAGGCAAAUCCGGGCAGGCGAUUAAUCUUCUGCCAAACGGCGUACGGGAGAACAGCAAGAAGAUGCGUUUCCACACGAAACUCAUCGUGCUUGAGUGAAAAGAUGUCCAAGUUUUGAUGUCAAUUCUCUGCGAGAAUUGCCAGGAUUUCGGUGGUGAGGACAUCACUGUUUUUGAGUGAGCGCAGGACGAAGGAAGAGGAGUAGCGGCAAUUUUAUCAACAAGACUGAGAGAGGGUCUUUCACUCACCACGCGAGAGUAUUUCUUUGUAAAUUAUUUUGCAGUUUUGUGCUUAUUUUUAAACUUUAAAACUGAAUAAAUUACGUUUAGCACCAGAAAA